Molecule: messenger RNA, 6033 nt
Organism: Liolophura sinensis
Lineage: Eukaryota; Metazoa; Mollusca; Polyplacophora; Chitonida; Chitonidae
Product: FHF complex subunit HOOK-interacting protein 1B-like
Source: RefSeq, a predicted model, not a curated record
CGAUCGUAGAUCGGCCACCGUCUUUGCAGUUGUCACCAGUAAAGGAAUGAUGUCUUAGUUAAAGGUACUCAGCCCAUCCAGAUAUUUAAGAUACAUGGCAAUAUGUCCUCUGGCAUACAGCUUUUGGAAUAAAUGAGCCAUGAGUUGGUUUCGAAAAGGGAGUGGCCGCCCAGAUGCUGGCAUUGGGGUAACGGCUGUGGAGAAACCUUUGGGGUCAGGAAACAACUCUCCUGGGGACACAGACCCUGACACCUGCUUGGAAGUCUUUAAGAUUCACUGGAAGCAGGCCCUGAACAUCAUCCAGCCUCAGACCUUGGAGCUGGGGACUGAAGGAAAGGUGAAGCCGAGUCUGCAAUCUGAUGAUGUAGAAACGGUUAUACACAAUGUUGAGCAGAUGGUCUAUCUGAUUGUCUCAGAGAACAGUGCCAAUGGCAUGCCAGGCACCAUCCUGCUCUACCUGCUAGAGCAUGAGAUCCUGGAGAAGUUCUCCACCUGGUGCUCAGAGGUUAUAGACUACGGAGAACGGUUAAAAAUUGAACAGUUAAAAAUGUAUGAAAUGCUCAUCAGCCAAUCAAAGCAACUUUUACUCAUUCACAAACCAAUCAUUCACCCUCUGCUGAAGCUUUUGGGUCAGUGUGCAGAAUCCCUGGAGCAGUACAGAUCCAGGGACUUGGAGCGUCGCAUGGUACUGGUGCUACACCAGCUUUGUAUCUGUCUCUCCCAACAGACUCUCAUUCUGGAGAGUUUCUUCCUCUCCGACGCUGACCACGGUCCGGCAAAGUUCCUCAUCUUCUCUCUGUUGAUCCCGUACGUCCAUCGUGAGGGUACAGUCGGCCAGGAAGCUCGAGACGCCCUCCUGCUCAUCAUGGCGCUCUCAGCCAAACAUGACAACAUAGGAAGAUAUGUUGCAGAGAACUCCCAUUUCUGUCCGGUGCUUGCGACAGGCCUCAGCGGUCUGUACUCAUCACUGCCACGCAAGCUAAACAUCCCAUCGGAUGACUGGCAUCAACUGUCACCAGAAGACAUCAGCCAGAUGCCUGACCUGCAGAUGUUUCUCUACUCUCUGGAGUUCUGUAAUGCUGUUGCCCAGGUGGCCCACUCCCUAGUGCGGGAUCAGCUCAUCAGUUACAUCUACAAUGGUUUCUUGGUCCCUGUCCUAGGCCCAGCCCUACAUCAGGAUGUAGCAGGGGUUCCACUGCCACUGCUAGAGUCCAGGUUAUUUGUGAAUUCGCGUGACGAGAUCAUCGCAGCCACUGCGUACCUGGAGCUCUUUCUCCGCAGGAUCACAGAGCCAGCACUCCUCCGUGCCUUUCUUAAGUUCGUCAUAGUGGGCAAGUAUGAUGAGAUCACUGUCCUCGACUCGUUUAUCGCUCGGAUCAACACCAACUCAAGGCUGUGUGUGUCAUCCUUGUCUCUUUUCAAAACCCUGGUGGAGCUCAACUGCGAGGAUGUCAUGUUUCAGCUUGUCUUCAGGUAUCUAAUACCUUGUACCCAUGUGAUGGUAAGCCAAAGGAGAGCAGUGAAGGAGCUAGACUUGUACAGCAAGUCAGCGGAGAAGUUUCUGUCACUGCAGCCCUCAUGCUGUCUGACAGAGGAUGGGGAUUGCUCAGGUUCGGCCAGCCCUAAACUUGGCCAGACCAGUUUACCAGCUUUUAACCAGUCGUCAGAUGGUGUGUUUGACAGCCCUUUCCUGCCUGUCAAUCAUAGCUCUCAGUCGUCUGACUCCGCCCUUGAUUUGUCUCAUUCGGCUCCAUUGCCUCACAAAUCAGGGCUGGGUUUUACUCGACUGUUCAGAUCUAACAGCACCUUGAGCCGAUCUCUGUCCACUGGCAGAACUCUCAUGAAAUCUCUUGCUCGCAGGGUGACUAAGGCGGUGGAUUCUGCCAGAGGCUCAUCAUUAUCUGUCUCCAUAGGCAGCACUCUGGAACAGAUGGAGACAAACUACAUGGACUAUCUGCACGAAGCUCAGCAGAGAAUUUUGUGUUGUGCCAAAGCCUGUAGAAACUGGUCAGCGCCUUAUGAUGGGGAGCUACCUCCCCCUGACAGUGACCUGGGCUUCUCAGAUACUGCCUUAACUAAAACAGGUACACAGAGCUCCUCAGUGUCAGGUAAACUUGUGAAUAAUGUCUCUGCUGGUGACUCUACAAAGUCUGCCACCGUCCUUGCUGGCAAUGAAGAAACCUCUGGUAAAGAGAAUGUUAAGGCAGAAGCAGCAGCUAUGAAGGUGGUCUCAGAGACAGCAGUCACCAACUCUCUUCAAGCUGAAGAUACUGUACUUAGGCAGCAGGACUCUGUUCCCACCCCCCACCGUGCCUCUUCCCCUCUCUCUGAUGUAUCUAAGUGUCUAGACUUGGAAUCUUUCCUGGCUUACUUGAACACAGUGGAAGUGCUAUCGCCAUCAACCCCAGAGGAGAUGGAGCGGUACCUGGAAGAACUGGACACCCUGGCUAGUGCUCUACCCAGCCCGUCAGCCAGGACAGAGCACGUUCCAUCUUCCCUUACCCCAAAAGCAGAAGACAAGCAGGUCACUGAUACUUCUCAUCUCACAGGAGACUGUUCUCAGCAGCUACGGUCUGAGGCUAGUCAGAGCAGCAAAGCGAGGUCAAGCACAGCUAGUUCUGACCGGUCCAGCACCUCCAGUGUUGAGGGCUCAGUGAGGCAGCUAAGUUCAGGCCCCUCCCCCACCCCUGUCUCUACCCCAGGGGGCGCAGCAGGGAAAGCUACAGCACGCAGCUCAUUCCUCGGUGCUAAAUAUCCCUCAGGUACACCAAAUAUAGGUCCUUUUCUGAGCGCUUUGUUGACGAAAUUGGAGAGUAUGAUGCAGAACUCCCUGUACGUGAACCUUCUACUGACGGGCCUCAUCUCUCGCCUGGCUUGUUAUCCCAAACCACUGCUACGCUCAUUCCUUCUCAAUCACAAUCUAGUCUUCCAGCCAAGUGUCAAGUCCCUUAUGCAGGUGUUAACCUCAGUGCGACAGAAAGUGGACAACUUUGCCAGUACGCAACCAAACUUUGACGUCCUUCUAAUGCAAGCACGGAAGUUCCUGGCUCUGAGGGAGCAGAUGUACCUGGCAGAGCUGAACGGUGGUCAACCUGAGAGAAGUUCCCCCCAGCUGGUGGGCAAGAUGGGCAGGUCACAGUCUGUGACAGAAUUUGUGAGAGGUGACAAGAGAAGAACAAGCAUCAGUGAUUUGCUAUUUAAGAAGUCCCCUGCAAAGGAUCAGAAAGAUCGUGGUCAGUCAGUGCCCCCUGGUAGCGGACCCGGUAAUCCAGUGCUGGAGAGGAUUGUGGGAGGUGCUGGUUACAGAUUUGUCAACUCUCGGUCACCUGCAUCCAACCUUAUUCCAGAAAACCCACUAGAGUCCCUUAAAACCAAGAAUGCAGUGUUCUGCGCAUUAAUACUGGAGGAAUUUGUGAAAGAACUGGCUUCUCUGGCUCAGGAACAUGCAGUUCUCUCCCUUGAUGAAGGCUAUUCUAGCAGUUAGCAUUUCAUAUGAAAUAAAUAAGAGCUAUUAUUAUUUCAAGGGGUAAAAUCUACAUUCUGCACUGAUACUCAGAUUGGUCAUCCUGAAAGCUAAUUCACAAGUGAAACUUCAGUGAUGGCAGCAUUUGUCUCAAUCUUGUGUGAACAUUUCUCACUAUUGCUUCAGUCAACAGCACAGUGAACCUGCAUGACCACAUGAAUGUGAGAGGGACACUUUUUGUACAAUAUGUACAUGCGUUCAGCAUUUUAAAACUGGCUAUUGACAGUCUCUCUUUAGAAGUGCCACAAGCCACUCCACAAAGUGUGUAACCGCUGUAGAAAAUUUGCUUCAGUGAAAACAGGCCUAGUCAGUGUUAAACUUUGAACUUUUCUUGUUUGACAUCAACGUACCGUUUGUAGACUGAAUAGUCAACCAUCAAUAACCACUCAUUUGUUUCACUAAAUAGGAAAUGAUGCUGUUAUAUUACAGAUGAAGUUUGAACAGACGUUUUGAAGCCUUAAGCCCUACCUUAAUUUGGACUAGUGUAAUACAGGGCACAAUGUGUUUGGAGUGCCUGGUCCUAAACAAUCACAUCCGCCAUGCUGUGUGGAGAGAAACUCCCUAGGUGUCCCUUGUGUCUCUCCAUUCAGACUUCCAAAACUAAGUCUUUGACAUCAAUAUUAAAGAUACAAUGCUACCUCUUUACAUAUGUGUAUGCUGUAAUUGCAGGACAUGACUUUAAAUUCUAAAUUCUUAGAUAAAAUUCUACAAGGUAUGAUUGGUAACUUUCGAUUUACCACUAAGCAUUUGGAAAUGGCCUAUAUAUCUCUCAUUUCUGGUAACAAGGUGUCAAAAUUUUGUACUCCGCAUUCUCACUUUUUUUUUCUCACACAGUCAUUACUUCUGAAAAUUUUGCCUUUCCUAUGAUCUCACCCUUUUGUAUACAUCAGAUCACAGUCAUUUUCCACAUCUAUCACAAGCCUUGGUCUAUUUUUAAACUACAUUAAUUUCUUAUUUCACAUUUAAUGAUACAUGUAAUGAUAUAUUUUCUUAAACAUUGAAAUAAGGAAACCAAGUGAAGAAAUCAAACACCGCUAUGUGUGCAUUUUGAGGCCUGACAACCACACAAGAGACAUUCAGAAAGUGUGUCACAUGUUCUGUCACAAAAAUAUAUAUAAAUCAUACCUUUACAACUUGAUUUUUGUUACUGUGUAUGUACUUGUACAUAGCUUCACUAGAAUUCAUUAGCACUCAAGUAUCUGAUGGAGUAAAGUUUGAACAGAGCUCACACUGGCAUUGUUGUAAGCUUUUUCUCGGGGUGAAUGACAGGGGCUUUAUCAGGUGGAGUAGUUCUGCUGGACUUGUAGAGCCACUUCACAAAACUUCGUAAGGCAGAUUUCUUGUAACUGUCUGCACAAAUGACGUAUACCUUACGCAGCCAUAAGGCAGUGUGGUCUGCAUGGAAAGUGAAGAAAAUAUCCAUCACAAGGUUUUGUGAACGUGAGCCCUGGACACUUUAUGUGUAUUGAAGUGAGUCCUCCUGCACAUAAGCAGCAAUCUCUACUUCAACUCCUGUAGAAUAAAUGUAAAUCUGAUAUUCAUUUGAGAGGACUUUUGUUCAGCUUUACAUGAAGCUUUCAACUGAGGCAUAAGUAAUAUUUGGAUUGCGUUUAAAUUAUUCCUUGUUGAUAAUGUACAUGUAGUUUGUUUUCCUGCCUGUAGCCUUUGUUUGCAUGCAUGUUGAACAUGGUAGACAUGUAAAGUAUGUUGAAGCGUUAUACUGUUAAGUUUUUAGUCUCUGGAAUUGUAAAUUUGUUUUAUGCUGCUGGAUAUUUUUUACUUUGUAAUUAGAAAACAUUACGGUAUAAUUUAUGAUGCUGUAAAAUUGGACUUGUCAUAGUUUAUUUUGUAUUUGGUGAAAUUGUGAUAUCUUGUAACUCUUGUGAACGUAAGAAAAUGUGUUGAAAUCUUUGCAAACUGGGAUUUGUACAAUACUCUGUUUGAUUUACUGUGGAAGAAAAUGUUUUCAGUUGGUUUUGUGAUUUUGUUUUUUUCUACGCACCCUGUUCAGGAAGAGCUAACAGUAGAUUUACAUGAGGUCUCAUUUUCUCAUGUCGGCAUUUGAUUCAAAUACCCUCAGUGGUAGCAAGCCUUGGGAGUGCAUUAUUGUACAUGUCGGCAUUUGAUUUUUCUGGGCCAGUUAGAUUGUAAACUUAAAUAGUAGAUGGUACACUAAAUAGACUGGAUAGUGUACUACAUAGUAUCUUAUUCAGGACAUCUGAAGCAUAUGAAACUCAAUAAUUUACAGUUUUAGUAUCUCUGGUAUUUUACUAGUGUGCUUUUGACAAUUCUGAUCAAGGAUGAUGAUUCAAUUCACAGCCUGUGGUAAAAAUUUUGAAAGAUUUAUAUUGAUGUAGUUUUAGAAACCUGACCAUAAAAUAAAAGAAACAACAAUCUAAGAAAUAAAUAAGUUUACCCGGCCAUUCAUCUUAUUUUGUAGCAUAAUAAAACUGUGUCCACACGUGGUAUACCUGCUCACCCCAGCUUUUUUCAUUAAUACACAAUUUUUG